Messenger RNA from Bipolaris oryzae ATCC 44560, 447 nucleotides. RefSeq lists its product as uncharacterized. The transcript has a single exon. The record is from RefSeq and is a predicted model, not a curated record. Bases 1 to 447 code for a protein of 148 amino acids. NCBI's taxonomy places the organism in Eukaryota, Fungi, Ascomycota, Dothideomycetes, Pleosporales, Pleosporaceae.
AUGUUCACCAAAUCUCUCACUAUGAUUCUUCCACUGCUCUACAGUAGUGCAACCAGCACACAUCCUUCACCACCGGUCAAAUCUAUCGAAGCGCGCCAACCUGGCCUGAGAACGCUCUUCGGCCCCCUUACUCAGCCUCAAGUCCCAUUGUCCAACGUAGCUCUCACGCUCCUCAACGCCCAAGACGAAGUCUUCGACAUCUCUUCGACUAGCAUCUUCGGCAGUUUAAAUGACGGUAACAAUUGCACAGAAUUGCUAGAUGCUCCUGCAACUGCUACGGGACAUAAAGGUCAAACAGUUGUGUUUGGGCCUGUCAAUACACCUGCAAUUGCUUCUAUCACGAAUAUCUCUCUCACAAUGAUCAAAUUCCAGGACGGGGUUUUCAACAUCAGCUCUGUCUCUCUAUUUGGAGAAAUCAAUGACGGCAGUUGCACGGCACAGGCGUGA